Miscanthus lutarioriparius is the source of this 735-nucleotide messenger RNA. Lineage: Eukaryota; Viridiplantae; Streptophyta; Magnoliopsida; Poales; Poaceae. The record is from the annotation of a GenBank genome assembly.
AUGGCGGAGGCGCGGAUGGAGGCCGAGGCGGUCAUGUUCGGCCUCUUCAACCCGACGCCGUCGCUGGCAUCCAUGAUCAUCAACCACUACAGGAUGCGCGAGGACGUCAAGUCGUUCAACCUCGGUGGCAUGGGGUGCAGCGCCGGCCUCAUCGCCAUCGACCUCGCCAAGGACAUGCUCCAGGCGAACCCAAGCUCGUACGCCGUCGUGCUCAGCACCGAGAACAUCACCCUCAACUGGUACUUCGGCAACGACCGCUCCAUGCUCCUCUCCAACUGCAUCUUCCGCAUGGGCGGCGCGGCGGCGCUGCUGUCCAACAAGCGCUCGGACACCGGGCGUGCCAAGUACCGGCUGCUCCACACGGUGCGCACACACAAGGGCGCCACCGACGAGUGCUUCAACUGCGGUGGCCACCGUGGCGCUGCAACUAUGUUCGAGCACUUCUGCGUGCACGCCGGCUGCCGCGCGGAGCUGGAGGAGGUGCAGCGCAGCCUGAGCCUGCAGGACACGGACAUGGAGCCCAGCAAGUGCGCCCUCCACCGGUUCGGCAACACCAGCAGCAGCUCGCUGUGGUACGAGCUGGCGUACGCCGAGGACAAGGGCCGGGUGCAGCGCGGCCACCACGUGUGGCAGAUCGGCUUCGGCUCCGGGUUCAAGUGCAACAGCGCCGUGUGGCGAGCGCUCCGCGACGUGCCGGCGCUGUCGUCGUCGUCGACCGGCGCCGCGGCCCCGUGA